Messenger RNA from Nicotiana tabacum (common tobacco), 1866 nucleotides. RefSeq lists its product as uncharacterized. Lineage: Eukaryota; Viridiplantae; Streptophyta; Magnoliopsida; Solanales; Solanaceae. The record is from RefSeq and is a predicted model, not a curated record.
CCUCCUAAUUUUGCUGCUUCAGCUAAAAAUUAAUCACAAUGAUCACCAGAAACUGAAAACAAACUCAAUUACCCAUGCUAAUUAAUUAAAACUCCAUAAUAAUUAAUAAUGACUUCUGCUUCUUCUCAACGUAGCCAUCGCAAAUCCGUGACUUGGCUCUUCUUUAUUUUAUUAAUCAUUUAUCUUCUUUACUCUUCAAAGCUCAUUCUUAAUAAUGAUGAUUCUUCAGAUUGUGUUAAUACUUCCUCUAACAUUUCAACCACUGAAGCUUUUUCCACGAACUCGUCUUCACUCACUUUUCAAGAACGACAAGAAAGAACCAAAGAAUAUGUUCGAGCAAAGGAGCCUGAGCUCAAACAUAUUGUAUUUGGAAUAGCUGCAUCAUCAAAUUUGUGGGAGAAAAGGAAAGAGUAUAUAAAAUUAUGGUGGAGACCGGGGGAAACAAGAGGAGUUGUUUGGUUAGACAAAAAUGUAAAAACCAACAGAAAUGAAGCUCUUCCUGAUAUUAAGAUUUCAGGUGACACGUCGAAGUUUCUAUACACGAAUCGUCAAGGGAGAAGAUCAGCAUUGAGGAUUUCCAGGGUAGUUUCAGAGACAUUAAGGUUGGGUUUGAAAGAUGUGAGAUGGUUUGUAAUGGGAGAUGAUGACACAGUUUUUAUUGUAGAAAAUGUGGUUAGAGUUUUAUCAAAGUAUGAUCAUAACCAAUAUUAUUACAUUGGUAGCUCUUCAGAAAGUCAUGUCCAGAAUAUAUUUUUCUCAUAUGCUAUGGCUUAUGGGGGUGGUGGAUUUGCUAUUAGUUAUCCAUUGGCAAAAGAGUUAGAAAAAAUGCAAGAUCGUUGUAUUCAGAGAUAUCCUGGAUUAUAUGGUAGUGAUGAUAGAAUUCAAGCUUGUAUGGCUGAACUUGGAGUCCCCCUUACCAAAGAACGUGGAUUUCAUCAGUAUGAUGUAUAUGGGAACUUACUAGGCCUAUUGGGAGCACAUCCAGUAACUCCACUUGUAUCACUUCACCAUCUUGAUGUGGUAGAUCCAAUAUUCCCAGGAAUGAGCAGAGUUUCCGGCCUCCAACGCCUAUUUGAAUCUGCAAAACUCGACUCAGCUAGCCUAAUGCAACAGUCAAUUUGCUAUGACAAAGAAAGAUAUUGGUCAAUCUCAGUAUCAUGGGGUUAUGUGGUUCAGAUCAUUAGGGGUAAUAUUUCUCCUAGAGAACUCGAAAUGCCCACAAGAACAUUUCUCAAUUGGUACAGAAGAGCUGAUUAUACAGCUUAUGCAUUCAACACUAGGCCUGUUACAAAGCAUCCUUGCCAGAAGCCUUUUGUGUAUUACAUGAACACAGCUAAAUAUGAUCGAACGAGGAAGCAGAUAAUUGGGAUUUAUUAUCGACAUAGAGAGCCUUCACCUUAUUGCAGGUGGAAAGUUGAGUCACCUGAGAAUAUCAACAACAUUGUUCUGUUGAAAAGACCAGAUAGCAACCGAUGGCAGAAGUCUCCAAGGAGGGAGUGUUGUGGUGUUCUACCAUCAAACAAUAACUCAAAAACAAAUCUGUACAUGUGGGUAGGCAGUUGCAGAGAUGGUGAAAUCAGUGAAUUGUAGCUGUUAGAGAAAGAGGCUUUAGUUCUGUUGCCUACUCCAUUUUUCUUGUUUAUCUUUAGUCUUUUUCUUAGGCCAUAAGCUCUGGAUUGGAAAAGGAAGAGACUGUUCUGCAUUAAAGGAGAAGACUUGGAAAUUUGCAGUUCAGUGGUACCAGAAAGUAUGGCCAUAGAAGCUACAGAAACACUGGAAGUAAAAUGAAUUUGCGGCACCUGAAUUUUUCAAUUUUUUUCCUGUGUAAACGUGACACCAAUUUGACCAUUGUAGUUUUUUUUACAA